Molecule: messenger RNA, 2082 nt
Organism: Peromyscus leucopus (white-footed mouse)
Lineage: Eukaryota; Metazoa; Chordata; Mammalia; Rodentia; Cricetidae
Gene: Daglb
Product: diacylglycerol lipase beta
Biological process (GO): lipid metabolic process
Source: RefSeq, a predicted model, not a curated record
AUGCCCGGAUGUGCUGUUCGGCGUGCGCGUGGUCCCUGGCCAGCGGAUCGACCUGGCUUUCCCGGGUCUUUUCGAGCUGUUCCUGCUUGUGCUGAUGCGGAGGCUCGUGAGCAGUUCAUUCUUUUCUGUGUUUCAGGAACCAUUUGUAACCCUGGACCUCGGAAGUCUAUGGCCAAGCUGCUUUAUGUCCGCCUGGCGCUCUUCCUGCCAGAGAUGGUCUGGGCUUCUCUAGGGGCCUUCUGGGUGGCAAAAGGUAUCCAAUGUGACAAGACAGUUGUGAUUGGCAUCAUCACCACCGUCAUAGUCAGUUGGAUUGUCAUGGCUGCCACCAUGGUCACCAUCGUCUUUGUCUUUGACCCGCUGGGCGGGAAGACGUCUUCACAUCCCCCGGGCUGCCCCGAACACCUGGAUAGUAACAACUCAAGCCGGUUGUUGACUGGCCUGAAGACAGCCGCCAAGAGCGUGUGGGAGACCAGAGUGAUGGUGUGCUGCUGCUGCGUGGAGCAGGACGAUAACAACGCGAGAGUCGCUUUUUCCAGCGCGGCCGACCUUUUCUCCACCUACUUCUCUGACACAGACCUGGUGCCCAGUGAUAUUGCAGCAGGCUUCACCCUUCUCCACCAGCAACAGGACAAUAUCAACAACAGCCUGGAGCCUCGGGAGGUCGUCACCCACUUUCCAGGGCAGUCUCAGGAGGCCGACUUGGAUGCAGAAGUGGAAAACUGCCAUCACUACAUGCCGUUCGCAGCCGCCGCCUAUGGGUGGCCCCUCUACAUCUACAGAAACCCAUUCACGGGGCUGUGCAGGAUCGGGGGCGGCUGUUGCAGAAGCACAGAGAUAGAAUAUGAUGCAGUCGAAGGGGACCAGCACCACUGCCACUUUGCCUCCAUCCUGAAGACGACCGGGCUGCAGUACAGGGACUUCAUUCACAUCAGCUUUCACGACAAGGUGUAUGAGCUGCCCUUCAUAGUGGUUCUGGAUCACAGGAAGGAGGCCAUUGUGGUCGCCGUGAGAGGGACCAUGUCUCUCCAGGAUGUCCUGACUGACCUGUCUGCAGAGAGUGAGAACCUCGAGCUGGAUACUGAGCUACAGGACUGUGUGGCCCACAAGGGAAUUGUUCAAGCAGCCAGAUACAUUUACCGCAGACUGGUCAAUGAUGUUCUGAGCCAAGCCUUCAGUGUUGCUCCGGAGUACCGGCUUGUUCUGGUGGGGCACAGCCUAGGAGCCGGAGCUGCGGCCCUGUUAGCCAUCAUGCUUCGGGGGACCUACCCACAAGUCCGUGCUUAUGCCUUCUCCCCGCCCAGGGGCCUGCUGAGCAAAUCCCUUUAUGAAUACUCCAAGGACUUCAUUGUGUCACUUAUCUUAGGAAUGGAUGUGAUUCCCAGGUUAAGCGUGACCAACAUGGAAGAUCUGAAGAGAAGGAUCCUGCGAGUGAUUGCUAACUGCAACAAGCCGAAGUACAAGAUCUUGCUGCAUGGCUGUUGGUACGGACUCUUUGGAGGAAGCCCUGACAACUCUCCAACUGAACUGGACGAAGGCAACCAGAGAGCCCUGACCCAGCCUCUACUUGGGGAGCAGAGUCUGCUGACCCGAGGCUCCCCAGGCUACAGCUCCAGCGACUCCCCUCUGGACUCGCCCACCAAGUACCCACAUCUGUACCCACCGGGCAGGAUCAUCCACCUGGAAGAAGAGAGUGGUUCGGGGAGGUUUGGCUGCUGUUCCGCUGCCCACUACAGGGCAAGGUGGGCACAUGAAGCAGACUUUGGCAAGAUCCUGAUAGGCCCAAAGAUGCUGACUGACCACUUGCCUAACAUCCUGAAUCAGGCCCUGGACAGAGUGGUCGCCGACAGAACAGCCUGUGUCUCCUGCCCAGGGCAAGGCGGCGCUCACACAGCUGUGGUUUAAUCCCAUCUACUGGACACUGCCCAGCACAGUGGGCUUGUGCUUUUUUUUUUUUUUUUCUUAGACUGACUGAAUGUGAGUGGCUUCUGUGAGGCUGGUAUGGUGGCAUCCAUCAGUAGUAAUCUGAUGAGUCCCAGUGGAAUGGGCAACAACAUGACCAAAUUUUUUUUUUUUUUUUUU